UAUCUAAAGAAAAAGAGAGUGUUGUUGUAGGUGAGAAACACCGGAUACAAUCCUUUGUCAGUUACAAAGCUACAUAUACUUAAUACUUCCAUCUUCGUCUUCUCAAAAAAUCUAUCCACUUCCUUUUCUUUCCUUUCUUGUGAACGAAUUAUGACUCGUUCCUACAGAUUCCUGUCUUCAAUCGCUAACUCAUCUUCAUCUUUCGAUCCGAUGGUCGCUGAACCGCCGGAGGCAGUCGCCGUUGAGUCUGAUUUCGUUGUUAUCCUCGCCGCCCUCCUCUGCGCUCUGAUUUGUGUUCUAGGCCUUUUCGCAGUAGCUCGCUGCGCUUGGCUCCGUCGUGGAUCCACCUCCAACGCCGGCAGGAAUACUAGCCAGCAGACUCCGAAUAAAGGAAUUAAGAAGAAAAUCAUUGAUGCGCUCCCGAAGUUCGUUUACGAUGGCGGAAACGAUCUGAAGUUAUCCUCCGGAGAUUGUGCUAUCUGUUUGGCGGAGUACACCGACGGAGUUGAGAUCCGUGUUUUACCGCAGUGUGGACAUGGAUUUCAUGUCGAAUGUAUUGAUAUGUGGCUCGGUUCGCAUUCCUCAUGUCCGUCCUGUAGACAGAUCCUGGUGGUCACGAGGUGCCGGAAGUGUGGCGAGUUUCCGACGGUUUCCGGCGGACAAAUUUCGUCGGAGGAGGAACAUAAAGGUAGGCAACAUGAUACAAGCUCUUGUUCAAGUGAUUAUUUACCAUGACAAUUUCAAAAAAUUUGGAGUAAUCUUUGUGUAUUAAUUAGCUCAAUUGUCCGAAGCUCCGCCUCCGUGAUAACCAGUUUAACGGCGGAUGGUUGUGAUAUUUGAGGCUUUGUAUUGUAGCUAUAAAGAGUUUGAACAGUUGUAUCAGAAAUUAGAAAUAGUUAAUUUUACGCUUUCUCUUUUUCA
Messenger RNA from Lactuca sativa (garden lettuce), 921 nucleotides. Its product is annotated as RING-H2 finger protein ATL8. The record is from RefSeq and is a predicted model, not a curated record. NCBI's taxonomy places the organism in Eukaryota, Viridiplantae, Streptophyta, Magnoliopsida, Asterales, Asteraceae.